AUGGCGGAUACUACUCAAGCGCCCGAGGUUGACUACACCCUCAACAACCCGGAUACUUUGACCAAGUACAAGACCGCUGCUCAGAUUUCGCACAAAGUGCUCGAGGCCGUCACCGCUCUGUGCGUCGAGGGCGAGAAGAUUGUCGAGAUCUGCCAGAAGGGUGACAAGCUCCUCGACGAGGAAAUCGCCAAGGUCUACAAGGGCAAGAAGAUCGCCAAGAGUAUCGCUCAUCCCACUACUGUCUCUCCCAGCUCCUAUGUGACUCCCUACACUCCUCUCACCUCCGAUGCCGCCGAGGCCGAGAUUACUCUGAAGGCCGGCGAGGUCGUCAAGAUCCAGUUGGGUGCUCAGAUCGAUGGCUUCGGUACCAUUGUCUGUGACAUGGUUGUCAUUGCCAAGAAGGAUGCCGCUAAUGAGGUUGUCACCGGCCGUGAGGCUGACCUCAUUCUCGCGACCCACUACGCCAACGAGCUCCUGCUGCGCCUGAUGAUUCCCCAGGGUCUGCUGGUCCAAGGCACCGAUGAGGAGAAGCAGAAAGCCGCUGCUCAGCGUCCCCCUACCCAGGCUCAGAUCUCCGCUCUUGUGGAGAAGGUCGCCAAGGCCUACGACUGCAAGGUUGUUGAGAACACCACCAGCUGGCUGUUUGACCGUAACGAGAUCGAGGGAACCAAGAAGAUCAUCCUGUCUCCCGGUGAGGGUGUCCGUGGUGAUGGUGUUCCCGAGGUUGGCGAGGUCUGGGGUGUUGAGAUUGGCCUCAGCUUGGGCUCCGGCAAGGUCAAGAACCUCGACCACCGUGCCACCCUGCACCGCCGUACCACCACCACCUACAUCCUCAAGCGUCCUAGCUCCCGCCAGAUUCUGUCCGAAGUUGUCAAGAAGUUCGGUACCUUCCCCUUCAGCUUGCGCCAGCUUGAUGACGAGAAGGCCGCCAAGGUCGGUGUUGUCGAGUGCGUCCGCAACGGUGUCCUGCGCCAGUACGAGCCUGCCGGUGACGCCGAGAACGCCCCUGUCUCCCGUCUGUUGAGCACCAUCGCCAUCACCAAGAACGGUCUCACCAAGCUUGCUGCGCCCAACGUCAACCUGGAGCAGUUCAAGUCCGACAAAAAGAUCGAGGAUGAGGAGAUUCUGAAGAUCCUCGAGCAGCCUCUGGCCCGCUCGACCGGCAACAAGAAGAACAAGAACAAGAAGAAGAAGGUCACUGGUGGUGACGAGUAA
Messenger RNA from Penicillium canariense, 1215 nucleotides. RefSeq names its product curved DNA-binding protein (42 kDa protein). The record is from RefSeq and is a predicted model, not a curated record. NCBI's taxonomy places the organism in Eukaryota, Fungi, Ascomycota, Eurotiomycetes, Eurotiales, Aspergillaceae. Bases 1 to 1215 code for a protein of 404 amino acids. The transcript is spliced from 5 exons.